Molecule: messenger RNA, 10029 nt
Organism: Paramuricea clavata
Lineage: Eukaryota; Metazoa; Cnidaria; Anthozoa; Malacalcyonacea; Plexauridae
Source: the annotation of a GenBank genome assembly
AAUGGCAGAAUGAGCGACACAAGGCUUUUGUUUGCUCAGACAUUGUGGGCAAAAUGAAGAAGAAAAAGUUCAAGUUCGACGUUUCUUUUGAACUGAGAGAACUAUCAAAUGUCUCUCUUGCCAGCGGCCUUUUAUUUUCCAAGCUGAGGCUACUGGAUGGCGGUAAAUUUACCGAAACUUCGUGCAGGUAUGAGCGAACAAGUUCACCAAAUGACACAAGACUAUUCUACAUGCCUGUAUAGUUAGGCUGUUGUUUAGUUUUCAAACUGCUUUGUCUCUACUUUAAGGGCGUUAAAACUAACCAAACUAUCUUCCUUUAGGCUCGACGUUUCAAAUAACCGUGUCAGAUGGCAUCAAACUUUUCAAUUUGGUUGUAAAAUGACCGCUAAUUCGGGUACUGGAUAUUUAGAUCCAUGUUUAUGUCGAAUUUCAGUUCGCAAGGUUAGUAUAAAUCAUAUAUACUUUAGAUUUACAUCCGAAAUAUUUUUUAUAGAUAAAACCUAGGCAGUUCCUUUUAGUUGUCGUCGAAAUGCUAGGCGACAAAAGCCUUAAAUUUACAUCAUAAUGUGAAAACGCAGAUAGAAUAUUCGACAAUGAAACUUUUAUAUUUGAACUUUCAUUGAUAUGAAAUUCGAUAUCGAAACUUUCGCAUGUAAGUCAAAAUUGUAAUUUUUGUUUUGUACGAAAACUUGUUCCUCUUAUCUUGUAAUAAUAUUGAACAAAUUUGUCAAUAUUUUCAUGUCAAAAGUUUAAUUACUAUAAAUAGUUUAUUGCAGUAUAGUUUCAUUGUGCGUAAUGGCAGGGUGUCCAAAUAUUUUGAUUUCUUCAAAAAUCUAGUUCAUGGGAAAAGCUGUCGGAUCUAAAGCAGGAACAGCUUAUUGACUAUGUGACGUGGCGUAUUGCACGAAAAUAUCGUACAAGGAACUAUAUUUUGAUUUGAAAUAAUUUUCGGUCUAGACUUAUUGGAAAUAUUGUAAACAGAUAAAAUUAAAUCCUAAAUUAGGCACGAAAUUUUCAUUUUCUUUUGUAAAUAGUGGUCAAAAACUGCUGUGAGGGUUAUUAUAUUUUUCGUGGCAUAUGUUAGGUAUUCAAACCGGUUUUUUCAAGUUGCAUUUCAAGAAUUUUAGAAAUAUUUUCUUAGUACGCGACCUUUCACCUUUUGUGCUGAGAGAUAAAGUACCUUGAUAAUGAUUUGUGGUUUUAUAGUAUUUCUUUCGUAUUUCAAAGAAAAGGCACUUGGUCUUACCUACAGCUGCUAUUUUUAUUAUAAUUAUUUUUGUAUACUUUGCAAUUAGAUUGCUUCAAUGUUUUAUAGCUGUUUGUGCUUCAUGAUAUUAAAAUGCAUGACAUUUUUACAAGAAUAAUUGUUGCAAUUAGGAAUGUAAUAUCUGUUAAUACUUCUCGUGUUUUGUGAAGUAGUGCUAAUAUUUUGACAUUUAGUUGGUUUUUGGCUAGAGUUUGUAGAAAUAUCGACCUUUGUUUUUAAGGUUAUAUGACUUAUUUUUAAAGUUAUAUGACCUUUAUUUUUAAAGUUAUAUAACCUUUAUUCCUAAAGUACUUUACUAAUAAUUUUUCAAAAAUUUCAUUUCACUGAAUUCAUAUUAACCAUUGAGUGGCAGCACUCUCCUCGUGAUGAGUAAAAUUAUCUCGCAUUAGACAGAGUAAAAUAAUAAAAUAGGGCACAUCUUUGCGCAUUGCCACUUAAAGGGUUAACCCAACUUUAUUACUUUACUCUGUCCAACAUCAGCCACAUAACUCUUUUUAGCAGGUACCUCUUUUAGGCAGAUACAUUUGAAAGGUCCCAAAUCUGUCCUUUUUAAUACCUGUAGGUUUUUUUGCAAAGCUUUUUUGUCAAAUUAUUUUCAAACUAAAUUCCUUGGGGCUUCUGAUGCCUUCAGUAGCACAGUCAUCAAUUGCUUUUCUUAUCUGAAUUCGAUUUGUAUCUUGUUUUAAUUGGAGUCAGUCAGUGAUCACCCAAAGGUCAUGGGAUUUCUUUGGGAAUUCGGGCUUUCUUUCACAUUGAAAACCCUUGAAAGUUGGCAAGUAAUUCAAGCAAAAUAAUCUCAGCUGUUUGUAGGUUUUAUAUUCAGCAAAUUAGUAUAAUGCUUGUGAUGUUACUCUGAGCGUAUAUCCACACCGGGCAAGCUUGAAAAAUAUGCCUGACCACGGACCAUCAAGCUUGCCCGGUGUAUAUACACUCAGAGUAACAUCACAAACAUCAUAUUCACCUGAGUACAUUACACCAGCACAGAAAUUAGUAUAGUUGUUUAUCUAUAUAAAACCGGAAAAUCUAGUUUAUAACAGUGGAUCAUUAUGGAUCGGCAUGAUAUACAGUAUUUACACUGGCAAAGAGCCAGUCUCGAAUUUUAUUGUACUAUUAUUAAGUCGAUCAACCCCUUUAAUACCCAGCUAUGCAAAAAAUGUGUGGGCUAGUAACUUAUUCUGUAUGUCUGUAUUGUAGUCGUAGCAACAGAAAUAAGUUUGGAAUUUAUUGAUGUGUUUCUCACAAAGCCCCCCUACUAUUUUUGAUAAAAAGGCAAAUCACAUGAAGAUGACUUGGGCCAAUUUCUUUCCCACCAAUUUUUAGCCUUUUGUGUAAAUAUUUGAGAUGCUGCUGGAUUUAAUAGGGCUUUAGGUGUAAUUAAAACUUAAUCUCGGCUUUUUCUGGCAUUAAGAUGGAUCAUGCCUAGCAUGUGACUGUCCCAUGACAUUAUCACAACUGCAUGCUGGCUAGGUCAUGUUUAAGACGUUUAAUAAUUGAACAGAUAAUGAGAAAUAUUUUGGCACAGAUAUGUUUUUUACGUUUGUUAUACAAAUACAUGUAGGCAAUUUUUCCCAAGAUAUAUGUAGGAGGUUAACCGUGUGAGCUGCAUGCAAUAUUUUUAAGGAUAUCAGUUUAAUAUUGUAAUUGUGCUAUGUCACAUGUUCCAACUCUAGCAAUUUCCAUGUUUUUCCCAAUCGAUCUCUUGAUUUGAACUUGAAACAACAAUUUUUCAGAAAGAUCUGCUUAUUUGGAAAAUUCAUUCCACCUCACCUUUUACCAGCAAUGAACAAAUACCAGUAAACAAAAUAGGUACCAAUCGAUUAUAUGCCCUUUUAGAAAUAAUCAGGACUAUAUUUAAAAUUUGUAAAAAAAUCCCAAGAAUAUUUAAAAGUAAACUAUAUGUGAUGCCAUACAUAUACUAGAGGGAAAUUUGAUUCUGGCCUGCUAAAGAUUGGGGUCCCUAAUAGUUUUUGUGAUGUUAGUCUUAAAUGGUGGAUUUUAAAGGAACAUUUUGUAAGGAUGUGUGUGGGUGUCUGAGGGUCUCCAUGGAAAUACUUGAUUGAUUGUCUUUAUGGGAUCUCUAUGCCUCUGGCAACUUCUAGAAAAAACUUUGCCUCUGUCUGGCAGUUCUCAUGUAAAAAAUCCAAUUGGAAUGAUUUUUAUCUCUGACAUUCAAUUGGAUUCCAUAGAAACUCUCAUUGGAAUUCCAGUUGGAUAUUUUUUGUAACAGCUAGCUGGUAUUUCUGCCAAAAACUGUUAAUCUGGAAGAUACCAGAUAACAAAGUAACUAUAAGCUGUAGUUGAUCUUCAAGCAUUAAUUAACAAUUAUUCGCCGAAGGCGAGGUGAUUAUCGGUGAAUAAAAACCAAGACGAAGUCGAGGUUUUUAUUCACGAUAAUCACCGAGCCUGAGGUGAAUAAUUGUUUUAGUAUAAUUUCAUAGGUGAUUAUUUGAGGAAAAAAUAAGAAAAUACACAUUUCUUCGUCAUUUACUUGACAAAAAGGCUUUGGCCGCCAUUUUGAAAAUCGCUUAGGUGAUUAUCGCGUAAUAAUCACCUCAACGGCAACCAAUCAGCGUGGAGAAUUUUCAAUAAUCACCUAUGUAAUUAUACUAAUGCUGGAUAGCCUAUUCUAGGCAGCAAAUUUGCUUUCAUUUUAUACAGUGUAACGGUAGUGAAAAAUGUUUGAGGAAUAAAAAUUGCAUGUAACCAUUCGAAAUUUGAACCCCUAUUAGCAUGAGGUCAGCAUAGACUAGCGUUUAAGAAUUUGCAUUCCCUUACAGUUAAUUUUUAACCCAUUGAGUUAUAAUGCACGCUGAUGUACUGUACUUUAUUCUUUUUCCUCUUUGUAACACUGGAUGACUGGUCAAGAUUGGGUGAAGGGUUUUUGCCACUUAAAUAAGAUUGGAAUACCCUGCUCGAAAUAAGUUUUGAUUGAAUGAAUGUUUAUAACUUAACACUCGCCCAGGGCAUGUAAAAAUGAUAACAAUUCAUGAGCAAGUUGCCACUUAGUCUUUCAAGCAAGAAAUAUUCAGAACGUAUCUUCCUUGGUGGUAAAUUGUCAAACUAAGUUACAUUGUAUUAUCAUUAUAGGAAACAAAAGGAGGCAAAUCUUAUGAGAAGCUUGGUUUUGUUGAAGUGAACAUGGCUGAGUUUGCAGGACCCAGCAAACAAACAAGAAAAUAUUUGUUGGAAGGACACGAUGACAAAGCAAAUAGACAGGAUAACUCUAUUUUAGAGGUAUGAUGGUCUUAUUCUAAUUGUAUAUAUUUAAAAGUUUAAGGAUAUACUAAAGGUGGUUGAUUAAUUUGAUUUUUAGGUCCGAAUCUCCAUGCAACUGAGGCAGGGUGAUCCACUUUUUAAACUGUAAGUCUGAUACACUUAUUUUUGUAUAGUAUUAAUUUUCAUUCUUAUUUUGGUAUAGUAUUAAUUUUCAUUGUUAUUUUGGUACUAUAGUAUUAAAUUUCAUUGUUAGUUUGGUAUAGUAUUAAUUUUCAUAGCCAUUUAUUUAUACCUAACUUGUACACCAAUGAUUGUUGCUGUGUACUUAGCUAGUAAAACUCAAUAAUAAAUGUGUAUUUAAGCCCAUUUUCCACUUUGCGAAUUUGUUCGCGCGUGGCGAAAAACAAGUCUUGGCAAUGUGAUUGGUUAGCGAAAAGAUUCUCAGCAAAAAAGUUGGACCAGUUCCUACUUUUUUACUGUUUGUGCGAACAAAUUUGCCAAGUUGAAAAUGAGUGUCAGUCUUUAAAAUAAAGUGCAUAAAGUUUCUGAAAUUCAAAUGACUACAAGUUAGAACAAGGAGCACAAUUGCAUAUUGCUACAAACACCACAAUCGACUCCAACAUUUUUUAGUCCCAUCAGUUCAACCAUCUUUCAUUCCAAGUCGUGUCUUACAUACCGACUAAAUACCUUGUGCUUGGAAAGGUCAUAUCUUAUCAGCAAAAAAUAAGGACGCAGCGCAGAUAUGCGAUAGCAACAUUUUCGCAUACCUAUGUGAUACAGUAAUUGGUUUUGAUAUCCUCCUGCAGUAACAUGUGCACUGAAGCAAUAAGGGAUAGUCUUUGCUGGAUGUCUAGGAUGAACAGUUUAGAACUGAUAGAGCUGUCCAGUAUAAAUCAAUUUAGUUUAGCUGAGGUUUCCUCCUGUAGUAACAUUGGAUCAAUAAGAAAUUAUCCUUACUGGACCUCUAGGAAGAACAGUUUAGAACUGAUAAAGCUAUCCAGUAUAAAUAAAUGGUAAAACAAGUCUUAUUUAGUUAUUUCUUUAUUUAGCCCAAACUCACCCCAAGCACAAGUCUCUGUUGAGUCUCCAAACUGCAAAGGUGAAUCCUCCAAAGGUAAGAAGGAUGAUCGUGGUCUUGAUGAAACUAGUGCAGGCACUGUUACAGUAGGGACCAUCACCCCAGACACGCCUACCAGUCCAAUGUCUGCAUCCCCUGAUGGUGAAGAGGACACUGUAGCCAAGCUGGCCUUGGCCGAGGGAUCGUCAGGCCUUGUGGGCAAGGUUCUGGGUCAUCAUCGGAGUGCAAGUGAACCUCCAUUUUUAAGAGAUGGUCAUCAAAGUGGUCAACUGUCUGAAGGAUAUGGCAGCAUGACUACACAGUCAACAUCAUCUUGUAGUGAUGCAGGAAGAAGGUAAUUGAACACUAAUUAAUUCUAAUUAGGUGGCAAGCAGUCCCUCGGGAGAAAGGAGGGACCGCCGACAACACAUGAAGAAACGAAAUAUGCGUUGCCCACACAACGCAAAAUUCCCAUUGGUCGAAAUUGAUGUGUCUGUCAAUCAAAUCUGAUAUGUAGUAAUUAUGUUAUAAAUAAUUUCCAGAUUGAAUGUUGAUUUUAUAAAUAAAUAUGACAUUAACGGUUCCUAUUGGGUAGCUAGGUUUAAUUGGAUAUAAGUAAUGUUUAUGCAAAGCGGAGCCAACUUGACAAGAAUGAAAAGUGGGUGUAUUUCGUUUCUUGAUGUUUUGUCGGCAGUCCCUUGGAAAAGAGGGAUCGCUCGCUGUCUAAUUCUAAUUAGAAUCAAGCAUUUAGGCAGGUAGCUGUCCAACCAUCUUAUGGAUUGCACUUAGCCAGACAUUUUCCAAUAGACAGCCAUGAUAUGAUUUUGUGGAUGCCAGUUUUGACAUUCUUGAUAAAAGCAUGAUUAGGAUGGUUGUCUUAAUGUUUUCCUUUGUUCUAAUGUGAAUUGUAUGUACAGCAGAGCACACCCUUACCAGAACAUCCUGGAUAUCCAUCCCUGGUAUAUUUAUCUUUGAUCUUGUCAUUGAUGUAGGUUCAACUCUAUUGAAAGAACUGCCAGUAAAGUAACUCGCAGCAGAGUGGAUGCUUGCAAUAUAGUGGAACAAAUCAUCAACAGCCAAGAAUCCGAAGAACCUCAAGGACACACGGCAGGUUUGUCUCUGCUCAAAAACCAUUGAAUUAAAGACCCAUUUCCACUCUGGAAAAUUUUCCACAGAAAGAAAAUUUUGUAAAAUGUGAUUGGCCAACAUAAAUUUUCCGUUGGAAAAAUAUUUUGAAGUUGAAAAUUUGCAACUUUUAACAAUGAUAUUUUCGGAAAAUUUUCUCUCUGUGGAAAUGGGGCCUUGAGUCGAUUUAGAGAAGAACACAAAUGAAACAGUUCUAUUAUAUUCUUUUUAGCAGAUACAAAUCGCAAUGAAAGUACUCUGAUAUCGUUCUUGAUGGACAAGAAUAGCAAUGCUAACGUUCUUCCCAGUGAUUGUGGGUAUGUUGUAGUUACUUCUCGUAUAAGGUGCUGGGGGUACAGGGGUCAAUACAUAUGCCUGUCGCCUCAGACUGCGGUUCGAUUACUGUAAUACACGGUUGUCCGAUUAUGAUAUUGGGAAAAGUACUUCCAGUUUGAUUCCACCAAACACUGUAGGUUUCCUAUGGUAGUGGAAGUGAAAUCUGAACCUCUAAUAAUUAUCAGCAGCCCCGUGCCCACAGCUAUCUCAGAUCAUUCUCCUGAAGCAAAACUUCCUACGUUAUCUAAGGAGAAAAGUUAGGACCUGAUAAAGGGAGCUUUGUUUAGCUUAGUUUCAUAUCUUAACUAAUUUUGCUAAGGAUAAAAAGAAAGCUUUGUAGAACAGCAAAUCUACCGUGUUUUAUUUGAAAUGCCUCCAUAUUUUUCAUUUAAUAGACUGGUUGUGGACGAUAAGUACAGAACUCUCUGAGUUGAAGAAGAUCUUCAAGAGUUAUCAAAGGUGAAAAGUGUACAUAGAUAGCUAGUAAUGUGUGUAUCCAUUGCGGUUGCAAAAAGCCUGAAGAUUGCAUUUAGGUUUUAGACUUGCUCUCUCAUUGGCUCUUUGCAUAGUAAUUAACCAAUCAGGUAGCAAUACUUUUAGUGCUUGGUCUCUCAUUGGUUCUCCAGAGAGCAAGAGAACUGAAAUUAUAGGCUUGCUUUCUCAUUGGUUCUUUGAAAACCAGUAACCAAUCAGAUAGCAAUUCUUUUGAUGUGAUUUUAUGCCAAGAUGUUUCGCCGUGUCUUUUGUCAAAAUAGUUCUUUGUUGAUUUAAAACGAGGCCAUACAAAUUUGGCCGAUUGUAGUUUAUACGAAUAUUGAACUUUGGGAAAAGUUGUAGAAUAAGGUAUAGAUAUGUUUAUUAUCUAUACCUUUUUAUCGCUUUUAUAGCAAAGUGGAUAUAGAAUUGUUUAGUCAAAUGAUUUUGCACUACUUGCGUGUUUUUGAAAUUUUAAAACUUUUGAUUCAUUCAUGAUUUAUUCUACUUCCUUCGUAAUUUGCAAAUCACUUCAAUAACGAUAUUUAACUUAUAAAGUUUGUUCGUUCACUGCAACCAGGUAUAUCAAUCAUGUUUCGCUCACUACUCUGGUUUAAAUAAAUAAUUACAAAGCCCAGUCGAAUUGUAAUCAAGACCCAACGUUUCGACACUCCAGUCUAGUGUCUUCAUCAGGGGUGAUCUAAAACUGCGAUCGUGGUUUCUUAAAUACCCAAGGGAUGACGUCACCUGCCAAGAAGAUGCAUAUAUUUCUCUGGCAAAUAGGCGCCGUCAUCCCUAUUCAAAGCAUGAUGACUCAUAUUUAUAUGCCACGCUUCUAGGCAAAGUCUUUGACCAUAGCGAUUGUUUGUGGUAAUUACUUUAGAGUUUUCCCACGCAAUCUCGUGUACGUUUGGUGUAACAUACAUGUUCGGCUGAAGCUGAUUUUCCCUUGUCUAAAGUUGACGGUUGUUUCAACUUUAGACAAGGGAAAAUCAGCUUUAGCCGAACAUGUAUGUUACACCAAACACGAGAUUGCGUGGGAAAAGUCUAAAGUAAUUACCACAAACAAUCGCUAUGGUCAAAGACUUUGCCUAGAAGCGUGGCAUAUAAAUAUGAGUCGUCAUGCUUUGAAUAGGGAUGACGGCGCCUAUUUGCCAGAGGAAUAUAUGCAUCUUCUUGGCAGGUGACGUCAUCCCUUGGGUAUUUAAGAAACCACGAUCGCAGUUUUAGGUCACCCCUGAUGAAGACACUAGACUGGAGUGUCGAAACGUUGGGUCUUGAUUACAAUUCGACUGGGCUUUGUAAUCAUUUAUUUAAACCAGAGUAGCGAGCGAAACAUGAUAUUUAACUUUAUAGUCCCAUUGCACUGACGUCACAAAUCCUUAGAGUGUCCUCCAGAUGCUCCCUAACAAUCUGUUCGGGUACAACAACCAGAUACAGCGCAAAAAUUAACCAUUUUAAUACAAAAUAAUUAUAGAGUUUGCUUUGUUUACAACAGUUAUAUUAUGCAUAGAUUGCUAAUUUGUCUUCCAGAUGCAUCGUCACUAGUGCUGUGACGUCAUGUGCAGUGAGUCUAUAUAAGAAUGCCGUACUACUACCACUAAGAACAAACGAAAAUGCAGAAUACGCAGUAACUAUAAACCAGGCAAACAUUACACUUAAUAUUUCUACAAACCAUGUUCUGCAACCACCAAUAGAGGCAAAUUACAAACGACCUACCGUAUUCUCUGAUUUUGUGAUUUACAUCAUCGCGUAAUAUAAUUUACUGCGGAAGCCAUAUUUCAACAGUAUGUUCGAUAUGCAAAUUAGUCAGGAAAUAGAAUAAUCGUGUCCAUUAUAAUUUUUUGCAUAUUUAAUAUUGCCGCAUAAAUAUAGGAUUGAUUUGGGAUGUGUGGUAGAAAAAACGAAGUUAGUCUUAAAUGCAUAUAAGUAAAUCUAAUGUAAAGCUUUCGUAAAAUAAGUAAAAAUAUUUAUUGCUCACAGGACAGGCAUUAAUGUCCUGAGUAAAGCGUUCAUAUUUAGUGAUUAGUUUUAAAGCAAAAGUGAUAUAAUUGAUACAUAAUUCUUAUUAAUUAUUUUGAGGAUAUUUUAUAAGCAUAGAUUUGUAUCGUGAAGUAUCGCAUGCUUUCACACAGUAAUUGUACACGAGCCGUGGUGGUUUUGUCGCGCUGAUCAAAUCGCGCAAAAACCAAAAAUUCACGAAAAUAAAACGUUCAGAAAUGAAACAAAACUGUUACAAGCUUGUUGACAAGUUGUGACAUUUUUACGAGUGGGAUUUGCGCGUUCGUGAUGUGUUUGGUUAUUUGCGUGCUCAUUCAGCGUUGACACGAACCAUGAACUUUCGAUGCUGACCAGCCUGUGAACACGUGAUAGUCAGCCGGUCUGACGUGUCAUCGUGACGUCAUGUCUUGAUACGCCGUGCGUGUCAAGAAGGCAAGGCGUGGUCAGUUGGUCGAAUGCAAAGAUACUGUAGUGAUAUGUAUAUGUGAUGUGUGACCACCAUUGUACUAAAUGGGAUUAAUAAAUCUGUAAUUGAUAUUAUAUACGUUGUGUG